This is a messenger RNA of Homarus americanus (American lobster), 6782 nucleotides long. Its product is annotated as trithorax group protein osa-like. Bases 129 to 6530 code for a protein of 2133 amino acids. The transcript has 6 exons. Lineage: Eukaryota; Metazoa; Arthropoda; Malacostraca; Decapoda; Nephropidae. The record is from RefSeq and is a predicted model, not a curated record.
ACAAAAAGAAAGCACCCAACGGCCCUCCCCCGCGCAUACAGAAUGGACGGGUCUCGGUAUAAAAGCCGCGGCUGGUCCAAUCAAGGUCACACUGUGUAUCAUGUCAAGGUGAUAGAAGCGUUCUGAACAUGGCUGGGGAGAAGGUGUUUGCCGCGGUCUACCUGCUGCUACAGGUACUCAGUGUACAUGCUAACUUAAAAUUUGGCGACCGCAUCCGUCAUGACACAGCUCGAGUCAAGGUGGGAGAUGCAGACUCAUUCAACAGAUUAUUAGAAAGAGGUGAAGGUAAUCGGAACGAAAACACGGAAGUCCCAAGUUCCUCUGGUGGUGACAACUAUACUAAUAAUAUAUUGGGGAGUAUUUCACCUACUGGGAACUCCUCCACUAAGGACGUCAAUACUGAUAGCAGAAAAUUUGGUCUCGAAGUUAAGGGUUCAGUGUUACCGGUCCCUCAACUCAGUGAGUCAGGAAGUAGACCAACAGAUAUCUUCACACGGUUUGAAAGGAGACAGAGAAAGACCCGACCUACGGUUCAGGCAGCAAGGGGUAACAGGCGUGACCUACCGCCGUCUCUGUACCGCAGGAAUGGGACUGUGACCAGGAAAAUAGGGUCAAAUUCUUCUUUGGAUCACCACCAUAGUUCCGACUCACAGACUAAAAGAUUCGCUGACUCACUACGCUAUACUACAAUAACUUCUCUGCCGCCGAGAACACCAACAGUGAGGAGCAGAGUGAACAGUGAUGCGCUGACCACAGACCAACACCCAGUGAAGGAUACAGCAACAGUUACGGAUAAUAUACAGAGGAAUGUAUUUGGCUCACUGAAGCAUCACAGCGAUAAGAACACACACACGAGGCGCGAGCAAGGGAGAAUUUCUCACCCACUAGAGGCUACAGAUGACCUCCCCGUGAAAGACCACCGAAGGCCAGAAGUUCAGAGACAAGAAAGAAAACCCAUAGAUAAUGAGCAUGCCGCAGGGACCCGUAAGUCAAACAGUGAGAACGGGAGAAGGCAGGAAGGCGAGGGACAACAGAUACAUGACACGGAAACAGACAAGUCGACGGCGCGAGCUGUGGUGGAAUACAAGGUUCCAUUUAGGAGUGAAAGUGCAAUUAAACAACUGAAUUUUAAAUCCGACAAUACGAACAAUGCACAGGUAACUAUCGGUGAAGACGAGCAACACAAAUUGUCAACUUUUACUUCUCCCAAACAAAUUGAAGCUUACACAAAGGACACGAAAACUACAAUACAGCGAGGGAAACCUUUUGUCUCAGUCCAACUAGCACCUCUCUUGACCCCGCGACCAGCCGUGCGUGACCCCGGCGGUGAGGAGGGAACAAAUCGCGUUACAGGAGAAAAGUCCAACGGUCCAUAUAAAUUGGAAUUUGACACAAGCAAGUUUGUAACUACAGUGGGACCAUUAGCCACCCACAGAAUUGAAAAUUUGCCUUUAAAUACAACAGCACUGCUGACAGAUGAGUUGACUAAUAGAGAAUACAAAGUUUAUCAACCAUUUACUCUCCCAUCUGCACCAACCAGUGAAAGUCCAUUGGUAAAUACGGCACACGACGUCCCACUGCCUCUGGCCAACGAGCUAAAACGAAGUAUAAAAGAAAACAAAAAUAAACAACACGGAAGAGAAAACUUUGUCGUGCAGCAAGACGGACCGAGACAAGAUGAUCACUCACAGCUUCACCAUUAUUUACAAGACAGGAAGUUCACUAGAAAUGCUUAUGAAAAUCGGCUCAAAGACGAACGUAUUCACCAACAUAUUUUCGAAUCUACACAAGAUAUAAUAGAGAUGUCAUCACCGAAAGAUGGGAGAACAGCUCGGCCGACGUCUGGUGAAGGAGGAGGAGGAGGAGGUGACACAGCACAAGAGGAGACGCACCCCAGCACAGAGAGUCCUCCCUGGACCCCAUCCUCAGAUCUUAUACCUGGGUCAUCGUUCUCCUAUAUUACAUUCACAAGACUGCCAGAGACGACCCAGCCGAUUGAUGCUGCUCAGGACAUAGCAGUGGCGCCCUCUGCCCACCAGCAUCGUCUCCUCCCUUUCGUUACGCCUCAUCCUUCGACAAACAUUCCCAGAAAAGGCGCUGACGGUGGCGAUGGUCCUCAGGGAGCACGGAACAGUGAGUCAGAUGCGGAAGAGGACAAGACUCCCCUCAACAGGGAGUAUCUGCUAGAUCGAGGACCUCCCCGCUUCGCAGGACAGAAUCCAACUCCAGUCUUACAAGGUCGAGAGAACCUACCUGACGAAGGUGAUAAUGUGUACCAUGCAGGUAGCCCCCAGGAAUCUGGUGGUGACCCAACGAAGGCAAGGGAGCUCGGUAAAGGAAACGUCCCAGGGGAGAAGGUCGGCCAGUUCUUUAAUUCAUUCGACAGGUUCCUCAGUGAACAUGGCAUCACUGAUGAGAACUUCGGCAAGACGAGGCGCGAGGAGAGUCCUCCGAGAGGAGCCCCAAGUGGCGGCCAUUUCGGGGAGACGGUAGAAGACCUCAGAAUCAUUGAGCAAAACAAACACAAGGAGAUUCAAAGAAAUAAUCUUCCUCAUCGAGAAACGCAGUUCAAGGGUCAUCAAGAUGGAUCACAGAUUAUACAGUUGCAGUCAAAUUAUCGGUAUCAACAAAAGGACCAGUUGAGUCAAGGACACAGUGUACACCAGUCUAAUCAAAGACAACAACACACCCAGAAUCCUCAGCAACAUAACCAACUAAAUCAAAUCCCUCAAACACAACAUAGUCCUCGAGGGCAAAGUCCGCCGUCUGCACACAACAUUCAACCUUUUGAUGAACGUCUUCCCAAAAAUUUUCGAAACCCUGAAUCCUCGUUGAAUUUUCAUCUAAGUCAACCACGAGGAGUUCCACUGAAUCAAGGCCCGCCACAUGACACACUUCCGAAUCAAUCACCACCACAAGGCGCACGUUCGAAUCAAGGUCCCCAACAUGGUGCACGUCCGAAUCAAGGCCCACCACAAGGCAUACAGUUGAAUCAAGGUCCAUUGCAAGGCGCACGUCCGAAUCAAGGCCAACCACAAGGUAUAUACCCGAAUCAAGGCCCACUGCAAGGCGCACCUCUGAAUCAAGUCUCACCACAAGGCGCACGUCCGAAUCAAGGCCCACCACAAGACAUACACCUGAAUCAAGGCUCACUGCAAGGCGUUGAUCCGAAUCAAGGCUCCCCACAUGGCGGACGUCCGAAUCAAGGGCCACUACAAAGCACACACCUGAAUCAAGGCCCACUACAAGGCGCACGUCCGAAUCAAGGCCAACCACAAGGUAUACACCCGAAUCAAGGUCAACCACAAGGUAUACACCCGAAUCAAGGCCCACUGCAAGGCGCACCUCUGAAUCAAGUCUCACCACAAGGCGCACGUCCGAAUCAAGGCCCACCACAAGGCAUAAACCUUAAUCAAGGCUCACUGCAAGGCGUUGAACCGAAUCAAGGCUCCCCACAUGGCGUACGUUCGAAUCAAGGCUCAUCUCAACGAUCACAAAUAAUUCAACUCCUACCACUAAGUGUUCGAUUAAAUCAAGUUGUUCCACAAGGCUUGCGGUUCCCCCAAGGCCAGUCACAGAACUCACUACUGUAUAAGGGCCCACCACAAGGUGUACCUUCGCAUCAGGACCUACGACUGAACCAAGUCCCACACUCCAGAGGCCCAGAAAAAGACUCCCCUCAAGAACAAGCACAUCCAAACAAGAUACCUCAGGACGAACCAAACCUUCGACAACACAGCUCCUCGCUCUCACACCAAGCAGGCGAAUCACUACACAAGAAUCACGAGGAAGUAUCUGGACACGGGAAAGAAGAUUCGAGGAUCACGAACCACCGGCCUCUCCCUCCUCCCUUACCAGCCUUUGACAAUGAACGCAUACACGGUGAUGAUUUUCCGUUUCCUCCCUUCCUGAAGUCUCCCUUGUCUCUCUCACAGGAAAUCAAAACACCCUCUCCCUCACUGGAGUCUGAAUCAUAUGCUCUUUCUCUUAAAGAAGAAAUCCCUUUCUUUUAUGACCUUAAACUCCCGGCCCCUCUGCACACAACCCCAAAGGAGUCAACGAUUUCUCCAGGCCAAACUGUGUCACAGGAGGGUCAGCUGUCAAAACCCUCGCUGACGACUCCUGUCAUCCCUCCCAUACCACCGCCUUAUGACCCCCCGACAGAGCCCUCGUCAGUCAUUGUACCUCCUCCAACUCCUACACCCGAUAGAUUUCCCUCUCCUCCUGCUUCCACUAAUAUACUCCAUACAAGAGAGCGUCCAGGUGAUAAUGUAAUUAGAGACACCCGUAACUUACCUGAGGAAUUUACUAAAGGUAGUUCAGCAAUAAUACCAAAUACAAAUGGUCGGGACCCCAGAAGAGUAUCAGAAACUGUGAUUGAAAAACGUCCCUUUAUUGACCUUAAUGACUUCCAAGGAUUGAUAGCCUAUGAACUUCAAGAUAAACCUCGCGAUUUAUUACCAGCCAAUGAAAGACCAAAUAACUUGCCGGUACAACAACAGAGAGUCGACCAACACCAAUCUACAACGUCACAACGACAGUCAAGUGGCCCUGUUCUGUCCAGCACUACCGUACCUCAUCAACGACCACCACCCCAACCUGCACUACCAGUUGUAUCUCCCUUCCCUUCUAACACAUCACCUCAGUCUCCUUCCCUCUCAGUCGGAGGCAGAACGCAAGGAACUCAGCCUCUCACUCCUUCAGGUAUUAAUCAGAGAUCUGUCCCGCCUUCGGAUAUCGUGAUAAAUGGCACACCUCUCACAUUUACUAAAGCAGACGUCAAACACUCCCAUGUCCAGAUCACUACACCCAGCGGUAAGGUGACGGCACUUCCUCCUGGAAAUAGACAACACUUCAACCAAGGCAACGUUAACAACAACCUUCCCGCAGCGUUUCACAAUAACAGACAGCGUCCUACUGCCCAAGGCAACAGAGGAACUCAAGUAAACAAAGAUAACAGAAGACCUCAGGGCAACCAGGAUAUCAGAAGACCCACCGGUAACCAUGACAACAGACAGCCUCUGAGGGGUGAAGGUAAUCAAAGACCCAUAUUUUUAUCCCCAAAUAGGCCUCCUGUCACCCCACUCAGUCCACCCUCGAGGUUCCCCGUAGUUCAGGGAAAUCGAAGACCCCCGGGAGCUGCAGAAGGUCAGAGAAUAAUAAACCAUCGUCCACUUCCGCCUCGCCAGCCAUUGAGACAUCCUGAUGACCGCCUCAGACCUCCGCCACCUAGAUUUGGUAAUCAACAAAAUCACGACCAGCGAGUAACACAACCACAAGAUGAGACUGACGACGCGUCUCGACAAAACUUACGACAUGCAGAAACGAGAGAAAACGAGAAUAUAAUCGAGCACACUUCGAGUGGCGGAUCCUUCAGCGGGAACCAUCAAUCUCAGAGCGGUACAACACCCCACAACUUCCAACAAUUCAAUCUUCUUCCCAAUACACAUCCUCCUCAUCACUCUGGCCCUAUAUUUAACGAUGGAAGGCCACCCUCCCUUCCUCCUCCUCCGCCCCAGCUUCGUCCUCUGCCCCAUCGACCACCACCAUCUACACCAACACGUCCCCAUCCUUUUGGAAAUUCCCAUCCCCCUCGUCCACCUCAUCAGCGCCACCCACAAUUCCUUCCCCACGAGAGGAAGCCCAACAAUUUUCAACUCCAGCCUACGCAAAUACAACAACCACGACCUUCCCUCCCUCGUCUGCCUCGAGGAAACCUACAUCCUAGACCCCAUCAAGACGCCAUUGACUUCAUCCAACUUCCACACAUCACGACCUCACUCGGACCUCCUCAUGGCGGCACCAACAAGCCAUCCUUCAAAAGUUCCCCUUACCAAGAAAACUUCGUCGAACCCCCCAGGUCUCCUUCGGCAAGGGGAGUUCGCUUCCCUUCGGGUAACGAGAUCGAGAAGGACUUCCGACCUAUGCACGAGGUGUCUCAGCCUCUGCCAGUACCCUCGAGCCUAGAGGAGCCCCAGGUAUCAGAAAGCCACGCAAAGUUGAUGAGGAAUAUGCGUUUUGGGGUGAAUGGUGAGCCGCUCGACGUCUGGAUCCCCAUCACGACCAAGGGCGGCGGCGGGAGUGAAUCUUCAGGGUCAACCUUCAGAGGACAUCCUGGCCUUCACGACGCCCAACACGACGCACACACUAACGAGGACUACAACGACUACGAUGACAACGACAAUAACGUAGAUUUUCAGAGGUUCCAAUCAAAACAACUAGAUACUGCUGAAUUCAAUCUCCCUCUCGAUGAAGUUGUAGAGGAAACUAGAUUAAUCGAACAGAAUGCUCCCCAACACCCGACUCCCAACCCUGCCACUGUGCCACACUCACAGGUCCCUUCUCCCAACCACAUUACAAUAACACGCUUACAGCCUACUUCCCUCAACCCCACUACAGCACCACACUCUCAAGACGCUCCUCCAACCCCAACACUUAGACACACUUCAGCACCCAACUUACACAAAGGACCGCGAUUCAGCAUAAUUGAUUUCCCAGGCACCGAUACAGUGAGCUCAGCACACUCAUAACAAACUGGUGUUGUGCGUGACAGUCAAGAGCCUUAUAGGGUGCGUGGGGCUGUUGGGUAUAUGCUGUUAUAUUUUUCUACUAGUGUUAUUAUUUAUCAAAGUAUGUUGAUUAUUUAUAAGGAAUAUCAAUGAGGCAAUAUCAAUAAUAUCAAUAUAUACAUUUAUAAAGUGAUUCUCAGGAUAAUGUACAUCUUAUAAUAGUACACAUUCAAAUAGAUAUGUAUUGGUAUUCAUAAUAAAUUAUACUUAAUA